AUGGCCGCCACAAGCAACGCCGUCGUGCUCAUCGUCAUACUUGCGAUCACCUUCUCUUCCUCCUCCGCAGUGACGGAGACGCAGGCACCUUCUCCACUGGCUCUCACCUGUACGGAGGAGCUAGUCAUGUUCUCUCCAUGCCUUCCUUACGUCUCGGCUCCACCGAACAACAUCUCAGACGCGCCGGAUCCUCUUUGCUGCUCGGCUUUCUCCACAUCCGUUCAUUCCGGCGCCGGAAACUGCCUCUGUUAUCUUCUCCGGCAACCUAUGAUCCUUGGAUUCCCGUUGGAUAGAUCACGACUGCUUUCUCUUUCCCAGAUCUGUAGCGAUCUUAGCUCCGACGAAUCUUUCGAGUCUAUCUGCUCGCCAUCAGAGUCGCCGGAGCUUCCGCCGCUUCAGAGCAUUCAGUUCACAGCUCCUUUUGUUUACGGUGAUAGAGCUUCCGCAUCUUCUCCAUCGUUCGCCAUUUCACGGGAAGCCGCCGGAGUUUCACCAACCUCCGAUCAACCCUCACCAGAAACAGAUAGCUUAUCAUCAACACCAGAAUCCAUCAUAAACGGCUCCCCAAAGAUCACAAGCUUCUGCUUUCUCUCGACCAUCAUCAUGACGCUGCCCACUUCUAUCUUCACUCGUAUCUGAAGCAUUCCUCUUUCUUUCCUUUGCAAUCUCAAGUUCAUUAGUGGUGGGUGUCUCUUUAAAACCCAUACUUGAUCUCUUCCUUUUGGCUUUGUGAAUCGAACAAAGAUGAUAUAGACAUACCAUUGUUCUCAGAGUACUGUACAUUGUUUCCUUUUAGCUUUGUGAAUCGUGGAACAAGAACAUGUUUAGGUUGUUCUCUCAUAAGAAAGUCAUUUCAAAGUUUAACACAA
Messenger RNA from Brassica napus (rape), 869 nucleotides. RefSeq names its product non-specific lipid transfer protein GPI-anchored 25. The coding region runs from base 1 to 639 and encodes 212 amino acids. NCBI's taxonomy places the organism in Eukaryota, Viridiplantae, Streptophyta, Magnoliopsida, Brassicales, Brassicaceae. The transcript is spliced from 3 exons. The record is from RefSeq and is a predicted model, not a curated record.